AUGUUAAGACUAAGAAAAGCACUAUACGGUUUGAAGCAAGCUCCUCGAGCAUGGUAUAGCAGAAUCGAUCAAUAUUUCAUGGAUCAAGGAUUUAGGAGAAGCAAGAGUGAGCCCACACUAUACAUCAAGUCUCAAGAUCAGUACACUCUCUUACUCUCUCUAUAUGUAGAUGACCUUAUCUACACGGGAAAUAAUACUAAGAUGAUAACGGAGUUCAAAGAAGACAUGAUGAAGACCUUUGAGAUGACCGACCUUGGUUUGAUGAGUUACUUCCUCGGUAUAAAGGUAAGCCAAAGAAAUGAAGGGAUAUUCAUCUCACAAAAGAAAUACACAGAAGGCUUACUUAAGAAAUUCAAGAUGUACGGUUGCAAACCUGUCGCUACCCCACUCAUAACAAAUGAGAAACUACAAAAGAAUGAUGGAGCACCAGAAGGUGAUGCAUCCAAAUAUCAAAGUUUAAUUGGAAGCCUCCUAUAUUUGACAGCUACGCGGUCAGACAUAAUGUAUGCUACAAGUCUUCUAUCAAGAUUCAUGCAAAGUCCAAGUCAAAUACACUUUGGAGCAGGAAAAAGAAUUUUGAGAUAUCUACAAGGAACAAAAGAGUUAGGUAUAUGGUACUCUACCGAAACUAACUCAGGAUUACUUGGCUACACCGAUAGUGAUUGGGCAGGUUCGGUAGAUGACAUGAAGAGCACCUCUGGCUAUGCUUUCUCACUCGGAUCAGGAAUUUUCUCUUGGGCGUCGAAGAAGCAAGCUACGAUUGCACAAUCCACAGCAGAAGCAGAGUACGUGGCAGCUACUGAAGCAACGAGUCAGGCUAUAUGGCUUCGUAGGAUACUUGAAGACAUGGGAGAAAAACAGGAUCAGCCAACUAAAAUCAAUUGCGACAACAAAUCAGCAAUUACAAUGGCAAAGAAUCCAGUGCAUCACAGUAGAACAAAACAUAUAGCAAUCAAGUAUCACUUUAUAAGAGAAGCUGAAGCAACUAAAGAGAUCAAACUCGACUACUGCAGAACAGAAGAUCAAAUUGCAGACAUAUUCACGAAGGCGUUGCCGAGACCAAGAUUUGAAGAGCUACGAGCUAUGCUUGGAGUCAAAGAAAUUUGUAUCAAGGAGGAGUGUUAA
Molecule: messenger RNA, 1125 nt
Organism: Lathyrus sativus (Indian pea)
Lineage: Eukaryota; Viridiplantae; Streptophyta; Magnoliopsida; Fabales; Fabaceae
Source: the annotation of a GenBank genome assembly